UUCCGAGUCCGCUCGAGCCCCGAUCCAGCGAGUGCGUCGAGUUGGACCGGGGAAUAGGAAAACUUUCGUACUGUUUUUAUCCACCUAAAACACUCGGGUUGAGAACAGGACACGGACCUGCCUUGUCGUUUAGACUCUUCUAACGAAUUAAUGAGGUUUUUCUUGUGCGCAAUGGGCGUUUACAGCGUAACAUCAGCGCUUUAUUCCCAACAGGGUCUUUUACCCAAACAUGUGGAAAAGCAACUCCAGUGUGAUGUUGAAGCUGAUCUGAGGAGAUUUCUCUAGAUGUUGGCUGGGGUAGUGAAAUUAUGGCAACACAUUGGAGGAAUUCAGGCGACGAGGAUGAGCCGAAUUACGCUGGCGGAUCUCCGCAUUGCGAGGAUGUGGUGGAUCAGGAUGAUUCUUCAGGAGUGCUCUUCCAGCUGGAGGAAGAGCCAUUUUCCUGGCCAGGGCCUAAGACGAUUCGUCUGCGUCGCACUUCACAAGGCUUCGGUUUCACUCUGCGUCACUUCAUUGUGUACCCACCAGAGUCUGCAGUGCACUCCAAUUUUAAGGAUGAAGACCAUGGUCAUAGAGGGAGACCACGGAACAGACUGGAGCCCAUGGACACGAUCUUUGUGAAGCAGGUCAAAGAGGGAGGGCCCGCUCACAGCGCCGGACUCUGCACUGGGGACAGGAUCGUGAAAGUGAACAGCGAGAGCAUCAUUGGGAAGACGUACUCCCAGGUCAUAGGGCUCAUCCAGAAUAGUCAUACAUUUUUGGAGUUGUGUGUAAUGCCAAAAGAUGAAGAUAUACUACAGCUGGCCUAUUCCCAAGAUGCCUACCUUAAGGGUCAUGAUGCAUACAGUGGAAAUGCCCGCCAUAUCCCGCAGCCACCCCCUAUAUGUUACCCUCGAGUAGACUGUAAGCCCCCGGGGAUGGCCCAGGCCACUGAGACAUUAGCCCCGGGGGUUGGACCAUCUGAUCUAGGAUAUCGUGUGGAGAUAUCAGUACCUCCCUCCCCUCCACCACCCAUUCCAAAGACACAGACUGCGGUGUGUGUGUGCAAUGAAAGUGUUCGGACAGUGGUGUUACCUCCUGAUGUUCCCAUGGGCCGUAUGGUUCCCGGUCAUAGGGGGGACUAUGGUCUAGUAGGGCCAGAGCCAAUGCUGAUUAGAGCCAGGCCUGGUACAGUGUCUGGUGGUCGUCCGCCAUACCUUCACCCUCGCAAAGCUGACAUGUUCCCUUCAGGUUACCAUGGUGAUCAUUAUGCCAUUCCACCUACACACUAUGUGCCUGCUUCCUCCAUCAACUCCCCUGCUACCCACCAGAACAUAGAUUGGCGGACUUACCAGACAUACCGGGAAUAUAUCGACAAUAAAGGUCUUCACACUUACAGUCGGACUAUUCAAGAGCGUUUAGACAGCCUGCGAACUGCAUCACAAAGUGUCCACGGUGGCCCUCACUGUGGACACCAACCUGGAUGGGGCAAUAAGUUACGCCGCAGAAGCACGUCUCAUGAGCGGGCUUACCAGGGCCCGUCUGUGCUUCCUCCACGCAGCGCUUCACAAGAUAGGAUGAGUGGGGCGGAGAGAGCAGCCCAAGCCAGGGACUGGCCUCCUCGUAGUGUGUCCUCUGACGGCCUCAUGCGGCAGCCCCGCAUUCAUUCGUCAGACUAUGUGGAACAUGAACUAGUUUCUGCCGCACCGUGGGCCGGUGUGGAUAGGCCGCUGUAUGGCAGAGUAGACCAGAGGAGUCGUCCUAGUAGACAGUCUCUCCCACCAAGGGCGGUCCUUUAUCGUCCCCCAACAGGGUAUGGUAUGAACAUCAGGGGUGUUCCUGGCUCCCUUAGGCACAGCUCCAGAACGGACAUCCCACCCACUGCUGGUUUUACAGAGCGACCUCGUAAUGGAGUAAACCAGGCCAAAGAGCCUCCUUCCAAAGACCAAAGCGGAACUGUUGUUGGAAAUCGUAUUUCUAAUUCUGCUUCAAACCAAUCAAGAACUAGGGCUGAAACCAUGCAGAUCCCAGAAACUGGGAAGGAGAAUCCAGUGGGAUAUAGAUCUGCAUCUUACUCGACUCCCCCUCCUCAGAGGCCACAGGGUGAGGCAUCAGCUCAGAGAACUCAUUCACGGGAUGUCAAGGGUUUACCGGUAAACGGGUCCAGUUCAGUAGAAGGCGUAGUCCUCCGGGAGAAGCCCCCAAUAGGGAAGGGGACCCCACAACCGCUUCGCCAUCCCUCAUACAUCCUUGCAGUGAAUGACACGGAUGUGUCUGAGCCGACAGGGGGUGGUGUCUGCUGGUUGCCCAACGAUGCGCGCCGGGAGAUGCACUUGCAGAGACUAGGGGAGCGGCUUGACUCCUCCUUCUGCUCCAGUAACCUGGACGAAUCACUUGACUCCAUUCCCUUCAUCGAUGAGCCAGCCAGCCCUAGUGUAGACCAUGAUGGCAACCACAUUCCUGCAUCGGCUGUGAUCUCUGGAGCUCAGGCUGCAAUCUCUGACAGCCCGAGCCCUACCACCCCUAGUCCCCUCAUGCGACGGCAAAUGUCUCAUGACCAAGAGUCUCUCAGAAAUGCCAUUCUGCAAUCAGGAACCAAAACAGAGCGCUCAAAAUCAUACGAUGAGGGUCUGGACAACUACCGGGAGGAAGGACGUGGACGAUCCAGCAAACCGAGUCUAAGUGUUUUCAGGAAGGCACUUGAUGGCCAUAAAUCUGAUGACUCCAGCUCCAGAAGAGACUCGUCCACUGAGAUCUUCAGUGAUUCCACCAAGGAGGGUUUGCUGCAUUUCCGACAGCUCAACACGGAGAAGGGCAAGCGAGUAGGAGGUGGUAUGCGGCCAUGGAAACAGAUGUAUUCAGUGCUGCGUGGACACUCCUUAUACCUCUAUAAGGACAAAAAGGAGGGGCUUGCUCAUGUCAACUCCCAACUGGAGGAUGAGCCUCAAUCAAUCAGCAUCAAGGCCUGCUUGAUUGACAUCUCCUACAGUGAUACAAAGCGCAAGAAUGUCCUACGGCUAACGACUUCAGACUGCGAGUAUCUGUUUCAGGCAGAGGGCCGAGAGGACAUGCUUUCCUGGAUAAGAGUCAUUCAAGAAAACAGCAACCUGGACGAGGAGAACGCUGCCGUAACCAGCACUGACUUGAUCAACAGAAAGCUUAAGGAGUAUAUAUCCAUGAGUGCACCCAGCAGUAAGACUGAGCCGUCACCCAAGACCUCACGACAGUCUCUCAGCAUUAGACACACUCUGCUGGGUGGCAGCAGUAAGAGUCAGAGCCCCUACUCGCCCAGGAACGAACAGGAGAGGAGCAAAGAUGACUCCAGUCCUCCGAGAGAUAAAGCCGCUUGGAGGAGAGGAAUCCCAGGCCUGAAGAAGAAGCCACAAGAUAAGAGACCCGCUGCUGGUGUCACGUUUGGAAUGCGACUGGAUAAUUGCCCCCCUGCACAAAACAACAGAUUUGUACCUUUGAUCGUGGAGGUGUGUUGUAAGCUGGUGGAGGAGAGAGGGCUAGAGUACACAGGCAUUUACAGAGUCCCUGGAAACAACUCUGCCAUCUCGAGCAUGCAGGAGGAGCUAGACACCAAAGGCAUGACGGACAUUGAUAUCCAGGAUGACAAGUGGCGAGACCUCAAUGUGAUCAGCAGUUUGCUUAAGUCCUUUUUCAGGAAACUUCCUGAGCCUCUGUUUACUAAUGAAAAAUAUUCCAACUUUAUUGAUGCCAAUCGAAUGGAGAACCCUGUUGAGCGGUUGAAAGCACUGAAGAGACUGAUACAUGAAUUGCCAGACCAUCAUUAUGAAACGCUUAAGUACCUCUCUGGACAUCUAAAAACGGUCUCUGAAAACUGUGAGAAAAACAAGAUGGAGCCACGUAACUUGGCCAUCGUGUUUGGCCCAACCCUUGUCAGAACCUCUGAAGACAACAUGACGCACAUGGUCACGCACAUGCCUGAUCAGUACAAGAUCGUUGAGACUCUCAUUCAGCAAUAUGAUUGGUUCUUCACAGAAGAUGGAGAUGAAGAGCCAACGACCACCAUGGAGCAAGAGAGCACCGUUCAGUCUCAGCCUGUGCCCAACAUUGACCAUCUGCUGACCAACAUUGGCCGCACUGCUCCAUCGCCCGGUGACGUCUCAGAUUCAACCACCAGUGACUCUGCCAAAUCAAAGCAGGGUUCCUGGGGAUCUGGUAAGGAUCAAUAUAGUAGAGAUCUGUUGCGUUCUUCCAUCUUUGCUAGCCGCAAACGCAAAAAGCCCAAGGACAAGCCUCAGCCAAGCAGCUCCGAUGAUGACCUGGAUGCUUGUUUCUCCAAAAUGAAUCUUCCAGUGCAAAAUGAUCCAAAUUGGCCUGCUGAUGAUCAAACCGAAGAUGCUGAGAGUGAAGUUGGGCUCGAUGACCAAAUAGAAAGGACUGAGGAUGAUGACCAAAGCCCAGGAGAGAGUCUUGACCUCACUUCUGAAAACAAGCAGCUCAUCUCUGAACACUUGCCCCGACAAACUUGUCCCUCACCGAAAAUCAUUUCAUCACCCAAACCUAGUUAUCACAUGCAGUUGACUCGCCAAAGUUCCCUGUCCGAUCCUCCCUCCAACUAUGAUGAUGGUUGUGUCUCAGAUCUGGGCACACUUAACAGCACCAGUUCCCAGGCGUCCGUACCAAGGAUGAGGCACGGGAGAACCCCCGGCCACUGGAUGGAGAAUACAGGAAUGGGGCCAGGAGCAGAAGUCUGCUCUAUCACAUCAGAUUACUCCACCACCUCCUCCAUGACUUUCCACACAGGGGUGGAGUCCGUUGCCCUCAGUCCAGAGGUGCAGUCUGUUGCCGAAAGUCGCGGUGAUGAUGCUGACGAUGAAAGAAGUGAACUCAUCAGUGAGGGACGGCCAAUGGAGACUGACAGUGAGAGCGACUUAUCAGUCUUUGCCGGUGGCCGAGAAAGCGGGCCAACUGAAGAUAGCGUCCAACUGGAGGGCGGUGUCACACCUUCGCAGGAUGUACCAAACCUCAUCCCCUCCCAUCGAAUCAUCGCAUGCGAUACCCUGGCACGCAAGAGGGGGAGUCGGCAGAAGACCGACAGCGAGUCUUCGGCAGAUGGGAGCAGAAGCGACAAGGAGUCUUGUCGACUAUCACGAGUCCUGGAUGCAGUCAAGGGCCGUUCCACCGGUAGUCUUAGCUCUUCCUCUCGCAGCGAAUCCGAGCGCGUCGAACCCAUGUGGCGAAUCAAAAUCACCGACCGGUUGAAAUGCCGACUGCGGACAUCAGCUGACGACAUGUUCGGGGUGGGUUCCCAGCGCACCAGGUCCCCCGAGACUCGAAGUAAACGGAAAAGCAAUAUCCGCCGCAGGCACACCAUGGGUGGUCAGCGGGACUUUGCCGAGUU
Molecule: messenger RNA, 5350 nt
Organism: Pimephales promelas (fathead minnow)
Lineage: Eukaryota; Metazoa; Chordata; Actinopteri; Cypriniformes; Leuciscidae
Gene: arhgap21b
Product: Rho GTPase activating protein 21b
Biological process (GO): signal transduction
Molecular function (GO): protein binding; phospholipid binding
Source: RefSeq, a predicted model, not a curated record